Prorocentrum cordatum is the source of this 585-nucleotide messenger RNA. The record is from the annotation of a GenBank genome assembly. NCBI's taxonomy places the organism in Eukaryota, Dinophyceae, Prorocentrales, Prorocentraceae.
AUGGUGGUGAUGCACUGGGUGAGGGCCGCGUCCUUGCUGUUCCAUUUCUGCUCGGUGUGGUUGCCCUUGCGGUGGCGCCGACCUCCACGGUGCCUGCCCUUGCCGCUCUUGCCCCCGCCCUUGCCUUGGCCCUUGCCGAGGUUCUUGCCGUCGGUCUCGUUCUCGCCCUCGGCGUCGAUGACCAUCGUCUUCGGGUCCGUCGGGCCGCCCCCCGUCCGUGCUGUCUUCUGCGCGGGAGGCUUGGAGUCUUUGCCAGAUCUCCCAGACCCCAGGGAGGAGCCCGCCCCGACUCUCCACGGAGCUCGCGGCUUGGCCGCCGUCGACGGGCCCAGCAGGCCCACUGCUCCUUCCUCCCCUGGCCUCGCCGCUCCUGCCGUCAUCGCGUUCAGGUGGCGGUCGUGGGAUCAGCAGCGGUGUACUCGCAGCUGCGAUCCUGGAAGGUUGUGUACUUGUCGGGGUCGAGAUCCACGAGCGAUCUGGCAGAAGGCGUUGGACAGGUGGUCGUCGGCGGGGCGCCGCAGGAGGCUCUCGGGCCAGACGGCGCGCUUGACGAAGCUCAGCGAGCCGCUCGUGUGCAGCACGUAG